AUAAUUAUAAUGAAAAAUCUAUUGAAGAGAAGAAAACAUUACCUUUACCUCCUGAUGAUGAUAAUUUACAUUAUAUGCAAACUGAAAUUUUGUUUGAACAUUUGGUCAAUCACUUAUCACCAAAAACACAUACUUGCCAUAAUGAAGUUAUGAAUCAUACCAAGUUAUGUUUUCUUGAUAAAAAAAUUGAUUAUCCAAAAUCAUUUGUUGCAAGGCAUUCCAUGGCUUUUUUACAUAAUAAUCUUGGUGAACUUGAGACUUGGACCCAAAUGCACAAUUCAUUAGGUGAAAUUGGAGAAAUAUGUGAACAAUAUGAUGUUAAAAGAGAAGAAAAUGUAAAUAACAUAAAUGAGAGAAAUUCAAAAAAACAUGAUCAAUUGAAUCAGUUGAAAUAUGAUAUAACUGGAUUCAAUUUUGAUCAAGAUUUAAUUCCAUAUGGACUUAGAGUACAAGAAAAAUUAAACAACAAUGAUGCAAAUGGCUUAUGUAAAGUUUGUUAUUUCUAUUUCUCACAACAACAAUAUGAUGGAGUUUUAAAUAAAAAUUUCAUUAUUACCAAAUUUCCUACAAAAUCAUCAAUUUCUCCAUCUGUUUUAGCUCUCCAAAUAAUUUAUGGUGGAAAAAAAUUAUGUUACUCAAUUGGAUCUUUACUUACAAAUGAUAUUACAAUAAUACUUAAUCCUUUAAAGGCAUUGAUUGAAGAUCAAGUGAUUGAGUUAGUUUGUUCUGGAAUUCCAUCUGUGGGACUAUAUGCAGCUUCAGAUAAACCCCCAUCAUAUCAAGAGCAAGUAUUUAGUGAAAUUGCAUCAAAAUUGGUGCAAAUCAUUUACUUGACUCCAGAAAAAUUUGUAGCAAAUAAAAGUUUCCAAAAUAUGUUAAAAAGGAUAUCAGUGACUUCAAGAGUUCAAUUUGUCAUUGAUGAAUCUCAUUGUGUAUUGGAACACCAAUAUUUUCGUAAUGCUUGGAAUGGUAUUGCAGAGAUACUCAAAAGAGAUUUUCCUAAUUCUUCAAUAAUGAUGGUUAGUGCAACAAUUUCAGAAAAAAAUGCUCAUACAUUGUGUGAAAAAAUGAAAAUAGAAUGGAAUAAUCUUACA
This is a messenger RNA of Entrophospora candida, 1094 nucleotides long. The record is from the annotation of a GenBank genome assembly. NCBI's taxonomy places the organism in Eukaryota, Fungi, Glomeromycota, Glomeromycetes, Entrophosporales, Entrophosporaceae.